This is a messenger RNA of Acanthocheilonema viteae, 279 nucleotides long. The record is from the annotation of a GenBank genome assembly. NCBI's taxonomy places the organism in Eukaryota, Metazoa, Nematoda, Chromadorea, Rhabditida, Onchocercidae.
AUGACAUCGAUCCUAAUGCGCCUAACAUUUACAAUACUUCUCAUCGUCAUUGCUUUUGACGUACGCUUCGUUCACACGUUUAGUUGGCGAUUCAACGAAGGGUUAGAUGAUCCAAUAACGGUGCCACGUGAUGCACGAGCUAAGGAAAUUUCACCACCGAGUUAUAUGAAACGUUCUGAACAUGAACAAAACGAACAACUGCUGCGACAAAUUUGGUUUAAUAUUUUACAUUCAAGAAUGCUCCGACAUCAUGAUCUGUCGCAACCAUUAUUUUAUUAA